This is a messenger RNA of Aphanomyces astaci, 1045 nucleotides long. RefSeq names its product spermidine synthase. Gene Ontology annotation, biological process: spermidine biosynthetic process. Gene Ontology annotation, molecular function: spermidine synthase activity. The transcript has a single exon. Gene Ontology annotation, cellular component: cytosol. Lineage: Eukaryota; Oomycota; Saprolegniomycetes; Saprolegniales; Verrucalvaceae. The record is from RefSeq and is a predicted model, not a curated record. Bases 17 to 1009 code for a protein of 330 amino acids.
CGCAGCCACCAAUACGAUGCAGAGGCGAACCUUCCGCCACCUCAGCCGCCUCGAGUUGAAGUGGUCCAGGGCCUUCCAUUUUCCAAAACCCCUCGGGCUGCGCAAGAACAUGACCACCAACGCCAAGCAAACGACCUGGUUCAGCGAGACCGAAGCCAUGUGGCCGGGCCAAAAGUUCUGCCUCGCGCAGGAAGAAGUGCUCUUUCACGGCAAGUCGGACUUCCAAGACGUGCUCGUGUUCAAGUCCGAAACGUACGGCAACGUGCUCGUGUUGGACGGUGUGAUCCAGGCCACGGAACGCGACGAGUUUGCGUACCAAGAAAUGAUCACGCACUUGCCCUUGUACUCGCACGCGAACCCCAAGUCGGUGCUCAUCGUCGGCGGUGGUGACGGAGGUGUCGCGCGCGAAGUCGCCAAGCACACCGGCGUGGAGAAGAUCGUCAUGUGCGAGAUCGACCCCAAGGUCACGGAAGUGUCCCGCAAGUAUCUCCCCAAGAUGUCUGCCUCGUUGGAAGACCCUCGCUUGACGUUGUUGUUCCAAGACGCCGCCGAGUACUUGCGCUCGGGCGAAUGCGGCAAGUUCGACGUGAUCAUCGUCGACUCGUCGGAUCCGGUGGGCCCCGCCGAAGUGUUGUUCCGCUCGGAAUUCUACGAAAACCUCAAGAACGCGCUCAACCCGAACGGCAUCGUGUCCACCCAAGGCGAGUGCUUGUGGCUGCACUUGGACUUGAUCGCGGACGUGCUCGGCCGCGUGGGCCAGUUCUUCCCCACCGUCCAGUACGCGUACACGACGAUCCCGACCUACCCGUCAGGCCAAAUCGGGUUUGUCCUGUGCUCGCUGGACGACUCGGUGGACGCGUUGAACAAGCCCAAGCGCAUCGUCGACGCCAAGACCGCGGAAACCCUCGAAUACUACACGUCCAAGGUGCACGAAGCCGCGUUCGUCUUGCCCGCGUUUGCCGAGAAGAAGAUCAGCCCCGUCCGCAAAUCCCACCGCUCCAACCCUUAAUCGACCAAUAACGAGAUUGAUUAUUGUUGCAGUUCC